Molecule: messenger RNA, 1128 nt
Organism: Amphimedon queenslandica
Lineage: Eukaryota; Metazoa; Porifera; Demospongiae; Haplosclerida; Niphatidae
Product: tyrosine-protein kinase receptor UFO-like
Exons: 10
Coding region: 1-1014 (337 amino acids)
Biological process (GO): phagocytosis; protein phosphorylation; cell migration
Cellular component (GO): plasma membrane; signaling receptor complex
Molecular function (GO): ATP binding; transmembrane receptor protein tyrosine kinase activity
Source: RefSeq, a predicted model, not a curated record
AUGGCAUUUGAAAUGGAAAUUCGACUGAGGCCAAUGUUAACUUCCUCAAACAAUGCUGAAAUUUGCUUGAACAAGAUUGAUCAAGAAGUUUUGAAAAACAUUCCUUAUGCUUUGUUAAUGAAGAAAACUCACUUAAAGAUACUGGAUUGUGUUGGACAAGGUGAAUUCGCUAAAGUAUACAAAGGCCAUUACUAUAUUGACAGCCAAUGCAUUACAGUUGCUGUUAAAGCACUUAAAGGAACAUUGGACAGAUACAGUAGUGAAAGUAUGAAAGAAUUAAUUGAGGAGAGUCUAGUAAUGAAGGAUUUACAGCAUCCUAAUGUAAUGGGAUUAAUUGGUAUAUGCUUAGAUGCUGGACCAUCACCACUGAUUGUACUACCAUAUAUGGAAGGUGGUAGUUUGUUGAAAUAUUUAAUAAAAAAUCGAGAAAAUUUGAUGGCUUGCACAUCUACAGAUGAUGAUGAGAUCAAUCAGUUGCGCUCCCAGCUACUGUCAGUAUGUUUACAAAUUGGAAAAGGAAUGCAAUACUUGGCAGGAAAAGGUCUAAUACACAGAGAUUUGGCUGCCAGAAAUUGCAUGAUUGAUGAACAUGGAAACAUAAAAGUGGCUGAUUUUGGUCUCUCUAAAGAUGUCAGUGGUAAUGUUUAUUUUCGGCAAGGAAUGUCAAGUGGAGUUAAACUACCAAUCAAAUGGAUGGCUAUUGAAAGUAUAGAGGAUGGUAUAUUCACUGAAAAGACUGAUAUAUGGUCAUUUGGUAUUACAGUAUGGGAAGUGUUUAAUGGAGGGAAGACACCUUAUGGUGGGUUUUCACCAACAUGUGUUAAGACUAUGAUAUCUGAUGGAUACAAACUUGAAGCACCUUCAAAUUCAGCAUGCAAUGAUGAUAUAUAUCAGAAGACAAUGCUAAAGUGUUGGGAGAGGGAUCCUAAUGAGAGACCAACAUUUGCUCAAGUUGUGACAGAUAUUGAUACAUUGCUAUCAAACAGUGUUGGAUACUUGGACCUUACUAAAUGAGUCCAAUUAAACAAGACACAUCCUAUGCAUACACAUGUACUGGUAUUGUAGCUAUAUUUUGUAGUGUUAAGCAUUAUCUUCAGUUUAACUAGCCUCAUUAAAAUCAUUAUAAAU